Messenger RNA from Haliotis rubra (blacklip abalone), 2519 nucleotides. Its product is annotated as alkyldihydroxyacetonephosphate synthase, peroxisomal-like. Gene Ontology annotation, molecular function: FAD binding; alkylglycerone-phosphate synthase activity. The record is from RefSeq and is a predicted model, not a curated record. The transcript is spliced from 20 exons. Lineage: Eukaryota; Metazoa; Mollusca; Gastropoda; Lepetellida; Haliotidae. Gene Ontology annotation, biological process: lipid biosynthetic process. Bases 34 to 1932 code for a protein of 632 amino acids.
AAUACUCGCGUGUAACGUAACCAAAAGAAAAACAUGGCGUCAAAACACCGGCUCGCUGUUAUUUCAGGGCAUUUACUUGGUUCAAAAUCACAAAAUGUAGACACAAGUAAUGGCGAUCGCUCACAGGGAGUUCAACUUCUGGCAUGUGCCGCCAGUGACAACAAAGUGACUGUCGGAGAAGAGGCACCAACCAUCCCCAAGCGCAGACAGGAAGUGUUGAAAUGGAAUGGCUGGGGUUACAAAGAUUCCAAGUUUCUUAUCAACAAAGAUGGCCAUGUACAGUUCUCAGGGGAGAGGUACCAGCUGAGUGGCAGCACUAUGCCUGCUCUCAGGGACUGGAUGAAGGCUACUGUUGGCAUCAGUCUGGAGCAUAAGUCCCCAGCUCAGCCUGAAAUGAGUGCAGCUGACAUCCCAACACCAAUCAAGAAUGAAAACUAUCUGUCUGAGCUCAAGAGAUGCAGCAUCCAGUUCUCUGAUGAUUGUCAGGACAGGCUGUUCAGAGCACAUGGACACACUCUGCAUGAGAUGUUCGUACUCAGAGAGGGAAAGUUCAAGAGAAUACCUGACAUUGUGGUGUGGCCAUCUUGCCAUGCCGAUGUUGUGAAGAUUGUCAACCUUGCAUGUCAACACAAUGUUGUCAUCAUACCAUUUGGAGGAGGUACGAGUGUGUCGGGAGCUUUGGAAUGUCCAGAAGAUGAACAAAGAAUGAUUGUCUCACUUGACACAUCACAAAUGAACAAGAUUCUGUGGAUUGAUGAGAAAAACCUGACAUGCCAUGCAGAGGCAGGUAUUAUCGGCCAGGACUUGGAGAGACGACUAACAGCUAAAGGCUACUGUACUGGACAUGAACCAGAUUCCAUGGAAUUCAGCUCCCUUGGAGGCUGGGUGGCAACACGGGCGUCGGGUAUGAAGAAAAAUAUCUACGGAAAUAUUGAGGAUAUAAUUGUCCAUGUGACAUUUGUGACUCCUCGAGGUGUUCUGCAGAAGAGUUGCCAAGUGCCCAGAAUGUCAUGUGGGCCGGACCUGCAUCAUUUCAUCAUGGGAUCAGAAGGUACCCUGGGUGUUGUUACCGAGGUAACGCUCAAGAUCCGACCUCUGGCUCCUUGUAAGAAGUACGGCUCGAUAGUGUUCCCUAAUUUCGAGCAUGGCGUGCAGUGCCUUCGGGAGAUAGCUAGACAGAGAUGUGCUCCCGCUUCAAUUAGAUUGAUGGACAAUGAACAGUUCCAGUUUGGUCAUGCACUGAAGCCAGAAGUGAAUUCCAUUAUAAGCAGUUUUGUGGAUGGCCUCAAGAAGCUGUACAUUACGAAGCUGAAGGGCUUCGACCCACACCACCUUAGUGUGGCCACACUAUUGUUUGAGGGAACCAAGGAGGAAGUUGCUGCUCAAGAGAAGAGGGUAUAUGAAAUAGCCAAUAAAUAUCGGGGUAUACCAGGAGGUGCAGACAAUGGAGAGAGAGGGUACAUGCUCACGUUCGUCAUAGCCUAUCUUAGGGAUCUUGGAUUUGAAUAUUACAUCGUAGCAGAAUCCUUUGAAACAUCUGUUCCUUGGGAUAGGUGUCUGGAUCUGUGCCAGAAUGUUAAGGAACGUCUGCAUCGCGAGUGUAAGGACAGGCGGAUACAGUUCCCCCCAUACAUCACUUGUAGAGUAACGCAGUUGUACGAUGCAGGAGCCUGUGUGUAUUUCUACUUUGGCUUCAACUACAGAGGAAUAUCCAACCCUGUGGAAGUGUACGAGAGCAUUGAGGCCUGUGCUCGAGAUGAGAUUCUGGCAAAUGGUGGCAGCAUAUCACAUCACCAUGGAGUUGGUAAACUGCGGAAACGCUGGCUGAAGGAGACCGUGAGUGAGGUCGGUGUUGGGACUCUGAGAGCAGUCAAGGAGUACAUAGACCCAGACAACAUAUUCAACAACAAGAAUCUGAUGAUGAAAGACUAGCACAGGAGACUAGUGCAGUGAACUAGCCAGGGGAACAAGUGCAGGGAACCAGCCAGUGGACUAGCCAGAGGACUAGCCAUAAGACUAGCCAGAGGACUAGCCCAGGGGACUAGUACAGGAGGCAGGCUGCUCUGCACUUCCUGGCAUCAUAUAUAUAUAUUCCUUUAUUAAAACAAAUAAUUCAUGGUUCAUAUUUCCCUUUGAUUAAAUAACAUAAGGGCAAUGCAUCCUGUGAUUUCCCCAGUGAAACUUGUGAUGGUGGAUACAGCAGGGCUGUAAUAACACAGGUGAUGACAGACAGAUAUUAGAUCUUCCUUGUUAGCUUGCAUUACAAUGCAAGAUAACACAGGCUGCAGUAUUUCAUUCUGUGUUCUGUGCAGUAUUCCAAUACUAAUGUCUUUGCUGUAUUCUAAUACCGUGUUCUGUUCUUUAUUCCAACACUGUUUUCUGUUCAGUAUUCGGCUGGUGGGGUAGCCUAGUGGUUAAAGCGUUCGCUCGUCACGCCGAAGGCUCGGGUUCGAUUCCCCACAUGGGUACAAUGAGUGAAGCCCAUUUCUGGUUAUAGCGUUCGCUCGUCACGCCGAAGG